CAGCGUCAACCAUCUAUCUCAAGUACAAACUCGGAUAAAAUAUACUCCUUUGUGGCUCUUCCAGGCACAACUCAAAAGAAACGACCCCGCAGGAGAUUUGAUGAGGUCGAACGGCUGUACUUCUGCAGCUGGCCCGAGUGCACAAAGGCGUACGGAACUCUUAACCACCUCAAUGCACACGUCAGUAUGCAAAAUCAUGGUCCCAAACGACAUCCUGCUGAGUUCAAGGAGAUGCGUAAAGAAUGGCGUCGACAAAAGAAAGAAAGAGAGGCGAUGCGAAAGUCUGCAGAGAAA
Messenger RNA from Phycomyces blakesleeanus NRRL 1555(-), 294 nucleotides. RefSeq names its product C2H2-type zinc finger transcription factor. The transcript is spliced from 2 exons. The annotation marks the transcript as partial. The record is from RefSeq and is a predicted model, not a curated record. Gene Ontology annotation, biological process: regulation of DNA-templated transcription. Lineage: Eukaryota; Fungi; Mucoromycota; Mucoromycetes; Mucorales; Phycomycetaceae.